Molecule: messenger RNA, 803 nt
Organism: Episyrphus balteatus (marmalade hoverfly)
Lineage: Eukaryota; Metazoa; Arthropoda; Insecta; Diptera; Syrphidae
Exons: 3
Coding region: 61-783 (240 amino acids)
Biological process (GO): protein insertion into mitochondrial inner membrane from matrix; inner mitochondrial membrane organization
Cellular component (GO): mitochondrial inner membrane
Molecular function (GO): ribosome binding
Source: RefSeq, a predicted model, not a curated record
CAUUUUGACACUAGAAAGACAGAAGAAAAAAAAAACACACAAAAUUAAAUUAAGUCAGUAAUGUUGGCAGUGACGGGUCAAAAUUCUUGUUUUACAAAAAAAUUACUACAAAAACCUUGGGAAUUAACAAGAAAAAUAUCUGCAAGAGGUCAUCAAUAUGGAGGCCCAAAGUUCACCAAAAUUGUUCCCAAGCUUGUUUAUCUGCAUAAUCCUUUGACUUAUGUUUGGACACAAUUUCAACUUGCUCGACUUCGUCUUUUGUGGGAUCGGGAAUUUGAACAGGAUGAGUUUUGUCGAGGAACAAGACAGUCAGCAACUGUAAUGACGGAUUGCAUUCGUGAACAAGACCAAUUAAGCAUCAGCAAUUUCACAACACCAAUUGGUUAUCAACAAAUUACACGUGACAUGCAACUAUCAAAAAAUGAUGCCCGCCUUCGACUUGUUCGAUUUAGAUAUCAAGACUUCCAUCGAGCUAUUCCUAUGAAAGUUGCACUUUUUAAACGCGGAGAAAACAAAAACUGUUUCAUCGAUAUGUUAUUUGUUGGAAUGCGAAACACCAAAGAUUUUGAAAGUCUCCAAGAACUUAAAUUAAUUGGCAAAACCCUAAAUCAGCUUGAAAAUGAAAUGAAAAUUCAUCCAAAAUCCGAUACAACUCGUCAUAGAAUUUUAUUUGCUGAAAUUUAUAUGCGUUUCUUUAGAAAUUAUACUCCAAGUGUUCCGAAAGAGUGGUCAGUAUCAUUUUACAAAAUCGUUUCGUUUGAUGUAUUGAAUUUUAGAGAAUAAAAGAGACAAAAAAAAAUUGA